ACGAAAUUAGCUGCGGACACCCACGAAAUCGAAAGCCCCCACUGCCCUCGCUUCCUCUCGCCAGAACCCCCAAUCAGCAAACCCCACCGCCGCUCCGGCCCGGCGGAGUCCCCUCGACCCGCGGCGGCCGGCGAUGGACCGGAUCCACGUCACCGUGCGCGCGCGGCCGCUCCCGCCGGAGGACGCGCAGAGCAGCCCGUGGCGGAUCUCCGGAAACGCCGUCGCGCUCACCGCCCAGCCCUCCAUUCGCUUCGAAUUCGACAGGAUUUUCGGCGAGGACUGUCACACGGCGGACAUCUACGGGGCCCGCACCAAGCACAUCGUCGACUCUGCCGUGCAAGGGUUCAACGGCACUGUUUUUGCAUAUGGACAAACUAACAGUGGAAAGACCUAUACAAUGAGAGGAUCUGCUAAUGAACCUGGAAUAAUACCGCUUGCGGUUCAUGAUUUAUUUAGAACUAUACAGCAGUCUGGAUGAUGAGGUUUGGGAAUUGAAGAUGCAUUUCCAUGACGGAGACAACAUUGAGAGAUCUAUGAUGGUGUCAGACAUAACAUUUUACAACCUAGUAGCACUGAUAGAAACAGAAGGUUAUGGAUUUAAAGAUUACAUGUACUAUGUCAGGGAUCCUGGGCUAGGAAUAGAAGGAAUGGAAGAAAUAGAUGAUGAUGACAAGCUUGAGGAAAUUCUAGACAACAUAGCAUUGCAAAAUCAGAAGAUAUUGAAUGUGACAGUUGUUAGGGCCAGUUCUCCCAAUGCUGCAAGUAUAAACACCAGCUCCAAUGUUAUUGAGCAGCAAAUCCCUCUAGAAGAAAUUGGAGAGCCCAAACUGUAUCAGAUAGAUGAAGAAGGAGUGAUGUUCAGUGCACCAGAUGUGCAUGUAGCGGCAGCAAGUUCAGAAGCAGCAUAAGUGGAGCCAAUGCCCAUACAGUUUCAAACACAGCACAGCACCUUGCUUUAGGUUAUGUACAAGUGGAAGAAAAUCAUGUAUACAAUUCAGAGGAGCAAAUGGAAAUUGAAAAGGUUAUGGAGGAGACAAGGAGGAAGGAAAUUGAAAUGUUUAGGAAGAAUACGAAAAAUAAAGAGAAGGUCACUUCUGUGAAGAGAAAAGCUGCAGUGAUGGAUAAUGAGGAGGAUAGUGAUGAUGAUGAUUUGAAAGAAUAUGGUGAUAUCCUUGCUAGGCUUGAGGAGAUGAAAAGACAGAGGGAAGAUCCACUCCUUCAUUUUAAAGGGGACACAGAUGUUGAGGAAAUGUAUGAGACAGAGGAGGAGGAUGCACUAUAUGAGCCUGAAAGUGAAGAAGAGGAUGAAGAGAGUACUCUGGAGGAAGAGAGUAAUUUGGAGCAGGUAGGGCAAGAUGGACAGAAGAAGAAAAAGGAGAAUAAACACAGAAAAGGCCCAACAAGCAGAUCACAUGCAAGUGUAGAGGAGUUGUUUGAGGAGGACUGGAUACCAUCUUCUGAUGAAGACAAGAAACCAAUGGACUUGGGUGUGGAAGAUGAUGAUGGUGCAGAGGCAUUGACAUAUGUUUUGCCCAAUGGCAGGAAAAGCAAAGCUAAGAAGAUGAAGAAAAGGUUAUGGUAUGAUGAGAAGAGAGCUCACCCAGCUGAGGAAUUUGUGAAGCAUCUUUGCUUCAUUGAUGUGUACCAGUUCAGAAAUGCACUUCAAACAAUGCACAUUGCAUAGAACAGGAACUAUGAGUACCAUAGAAAUUGCAGUGACAGGGUUAUAGCAUAAUGCAUAGAUGAGACAUGCCCUUUUUAUAUAGUAGCUUCUCAGAUUGCAAAUGAGAAGACUUUUACCAUAAGGGAGCAGUAUGUAGUGCACACUUGUCCUUCUGUGUCAGAGAACACAAAAGUUACUGCUAAGUGGGUUGCAAAGUUUUGUGAGGAAGCAAUCAGAAAUGACCCAUGCACAACAAUCACUACUAUAAUUAACACUGCAAAGAGCAAGUAUGGAGUGGAAAUAUCAACCCACAUGGCAUACAGGGCUAAGAAGGCAGCAAAGAAUGUUGUGUUAGGAGAUCAGAAGGCCCAGUACACCAGGAUUAGGGAUUAUUUGCAGGUUGUGCUAGAUACUAAUCCAGGUUAAAGGUGUAUAGUGACAACAAGACAUUUGAGGGAGCAUCCAAGCACAAACCCUAGGUUUCAUGCAUUAUUCUAUUGCCUAAAUGGAUGCAAAGAAGGGUUUCUCAGUGGAUGCAGACCAUUCAUAGGUAAUUCCUUGGUAUUUAAUGUGUGUUUUCAAAU
Messenger RNA from Triticum aestivum (bread wheat), 2247 nucleotides. Its product is annotated as RNA polymerase II-associated factor 1 homolog. Bases 1007 to 1684 code for a protein of 225 amino acids. The transcript is spliced from 4 exons. The record is from RefSeq and is a predicted model, not a curated record. Lineage: Eukaryota; Viridiplantae; Streptophyta; Magnoliopsida; Poales; Poaceae.